UCCGUCGCCGCUCGUGCCCGCUCGGUUUAGGGGCGUUUGCGCACUCCCGAGACACCAGGAAAUAUGGCGGCGCUCAUGACUCUCAGUCAGUUAUCAAGUGGAAACCCAGUCUAUGAGAACUAUUACAGACAGCUGGAUCCACUAGGCACAGGCAAAGUAUCGGCUGGAGAUGCAGCGCAGUUCCUCAAGAAAUCAGGGCUGUCAGAUAGUACAUUGGGAAAGAUUUGGGAUUUGGCAGAUUCAGAAAGAAGAGGCUAUUUGGAUAAACGGGGUUUCUUCAUCGCUCUGAGACUUGUAGCCUCAGCACAGGGUGGAAAUGAUAUCAGUCUUAGCAACCUCAACCAGAACUUAGCUGCACCUAAAUUUAGAGACACUAACAGCCCUUUAUUAAGCGUUUCAACGACAGGACCUGACUCACAGUGGGCAAUUAGGCCUGAUGAAAAAGGGAAAUUUGAGGGCAUUUUUGAGAGUUUGGUCCCUGUGAAUGGUCUCCUCUCUGGCGAUAAAGUCAAGCCAGUUUUGAUAAACUCCAAGCUACCUCUGGAUGCGUUAGGAAAGAUUUGGGACCUAAGCGACGUGGACAAAGAUGGGCACUUGGACAAAGAUGAAUUCACAGUGGCCAUGCACCUCGUUUACCGUGCCAUGGAGAAGGAGCCUGUCCCAACUACCUUACCCACUUCCCUCAUACCCCCAUCUAAAAGGAAGAAGUCUGCAGGUGGGCUGCCAGGUGCUGUGGCCGUACUGCCUGCGCUCUCCGGUUUUACGCCAGGCUCGGCUCCUUUCAAAGACUCCUUGCGAAGCACUCCUCCUUUGGUCCCAGCUGCUCCCCUCAGCACCAGUGCUGUCAGCCUCUCCCCAAAACACUCCUUUAAAUCCAGCUCACCGCCAGCGGUGAACUGGGUGGUACCGCUGGCUGACAGAGAGCGAUAUGAUGGGAUCUUCAAGAAAACAGACAGCGACAAUGACGGCCUGGUUAAUGGAACUGAGGUCAUAGAGAUCUUCAUGCAGUCCACUCUCUCCCAGACGAUGCUGGCUCAGAUAUGGGGACUUGCUGACACCAAACAAACUGGCAAGCUGAACCGGGAGCAGUUUUCUCUUGCCAUGUACCUGAUCCAGCAGAAGGUCACUAAAGGCAUAGACCCUCCCUCUACUCUAACUCCAGACAUGAUUCCUCCGUCAGAGAGGACUGCGGCUUCAGUGGCGAGUCCUAGCUAUGUGGGGCUUAUGUCAGCUGUGAGACCUGAUCUUGCUGCACUAGCUUAUAUGCGCAGAGACAGCACCAGCUCCACGGGGUCGGCUGAGCUGACAGGCAUCAAAGAGCUGGAUGACCUCAGCCAGGAAAUAGCUCAGCUGCAGAGAGAGAAAUUCAUUCUGGAGCAAGAAAUCAGGGAAAAGGAGGAAGCCAUCAGACAGCAAAACACCGAAGUUCAGGAAAUGCAGAAUGGAUUAGACAGGGAGAGCAGCAGCCUGCAGGACCUGGAGUCGCAGAAGCAGGAUGCCCAAGAACGUCUGGAGGAAAUGGACCAGCAGCGCUCCAAGCUGGAGGGAAUGCUCAACGACGUCAAGCAGAAGUGCCAGGAAGAGACCCAGAUGAUCUCAUCCCUGCAGAGCCAGAUCCGCUCUCAGGAGACCGACCUCCGCAGCCAGGAGGAUGAACUGAGCCGCACCAAGGCGGACCUGAGCCGACUACAGGAUGAGGAGGCAAUGCUCGAGCAGAGCCUGCUCUCCGGUCGGGUCCAGCUGGAUAGCAUCACCAAGUCGCUCAAAACCACUCAGGAAGAGAUCAACCAGGCUCGCAGUAAGCUAUCACUGAUCCAGGACAACCAAAAGGAAGUGACCAAGACCAUUGAACAAUACAACAACGCUUUGAGCGACAUCAACGGAGGAAACUUCAGCAACCUGCCAGAUUUAGGUGAAGGCUUUGCUGAGAAGGAGAACGGAGGUUUCAGAAGUGCGGAUGACUCUUUCAAGUCAAGGAUAGCCAUGUUCAACAACAGCAGUGCAAAGGAGCCUCCGGCUGACCCCUUCCAGUCAGAGGACCCCUUCAAGCCCGACCCCUUCUUAGAUCCAUUUGGUGGAGAUCCUUUCAAAGAAAGUGAUCCCUUCAAAGGCACCUCAUCUGAUGAUUUUUUCAAGAGGACAGACAAGUCAAACCUGUUUGGAUCCUCAGACCCCUUCAGUAGAAAACCCACACCACCAGUCAAGCCAAGUGCCCUCAGCAGUGGUGACCCUUUCACAUCAAGCAGUCCAAAACCAGAUGUGUUUGGGACAGCGGACCCCUUUGGAAGCAACUCUUUUGGGGGCAAGGGGGGUGGAUUUGCCGACUUUAGUCAGAUGUCAAAGAAGUCAGACAACCCUGUCCUCCCAUCAAAGAAAAAUGUGCCUAACCGGCCUGCACCUCCCUAUGGAGGUAUGCUCAGUUUGACUGCAUCAGAGCCGUUCCAGAACAUUCGCUCCACAGCAGACAGUAAAGACGCUUUUGUUACGACACACUCGAGUAAAGAGUCCAAAGACCGCCCUGUGGGUUUUGCAGAUUUUGGCUCUUUUGGAAGUGAGACCGAUCAGCUGGAGUGGGCCAAACGGGAGAGCGAGCGUGAGGAGGAGAGGCUGAGGAGGCUGCGGCUCCAGGAGCAGCAAGACCUGGAGCUUGCCAUCGCUCUCAGCAGGGCCGACAUGCCCAGCGCCUGACCAGGCAUGCCCCGCUGCAUCUUUUUGUCCUCCCCUCUGCCUUACAGUCCUCUGUCCGCAGGCUCAUGACAACAGCACCAACACUGGCCCGACACAACCCGGAGCCCCUGUUACCAAUUUGUGCAUGAGACCAGUGUUUCUCCAGCUACGACUGGACUCAUGUCAAACGACUUCACAUUUAGCAACCAGUUAUGGUUCAUUGCUACCAAACUACACGGCGACUAUAAUCAAGGACAAUACGGAGCCGCUCUACUGAAGCCUGGCUUCACCCUGGAAGAACGUAGUGAUUUAACACAACUCAAACCAGCUACAUCUAGCUCCAUAUCUUGUAAUAGCUAAAUCACCUUGCCUUAUCCAAACGCCUCUCUGUUGCAAGAAAAAAAAAAACCUUUUAAUAAUAUUUUACUGUUUUAUUUAUAUACAAACGCAAUCUGUGGUGUAUGAAGUCCUUGUAAAAUGC
This is a messenger RNA of Epinephelus fuscoguttatus (brown-marbled grouper), 3148 nucleotides long. Its product is annotated as epidermal growth factor receptor substrate 15-like 1. Bases 64 to 2688 code for a protein of 874 amino acids. Gene Ontology annotation, molecular function: cadherin binding; calcium ion binding. Gene Ontology annotation, biological process: endocytosis; endosomal transport. Gene Ontology annotation, cellular component: clathrin coat of coated pit; cytoplasm; plasma membrane. The transcript is spliced from 24 exons. Lineage: Eukaryota; Metazoa; Chordata; Actinopteri; Perciformes; Serranidae. The record is from RefSeq and is a predicted model, not a curated record.